CAAUGCUUGGGCAGCUUAGUCGCCUGAGCUCAACAUGGGAUCGAGUCGUUCACGAGGCACAAGCAAAGAACGCUUGCAUUGGACACAGGACCUUCAUGAUCGUUUUGAGGAGGCAGUUAAUCAGAUUGGAGGUCCUGAUCGGGCAACACCAAAAGGGAUUCUGAAUGCUAUGGGCAUUGAAGGAUUAACAAUUUACCAUGUCAAAAGCCAUUUGCAGAAAUACAGGAUAUCGAAAUUUGUUCUGGAAUCAAGCAGUAAAGGCAAGUUUGAGAGAAGCAAUAUUUCAGAAAUACUACCUAAUUUUGGCUCAACCUGUGCUGCUCAGCUUAAAGAAGCCUUAAAAAUGCACAAGGAAGCACAAAGGAGAUUGAGUGAUCAGAAUGAGAUUCAUAGGAACUUGAAACUUAAAAUAGAGGCACAAGGAAGAUUCCUUGGGAGAAUAGCGGCGGAGUAUCAAAACCGGACAACCUCAAGGAGAACAAGAAAAUCUCUCUCUCUUCAAUCGACACCCUCACUCUGUGAGGAGUCUGAAUCAAACGCAAAAGAAACAGAACGGGAUUUGGAGGCUGAAAGAAUUGAAAUGGAAUCUGCAGAUCACCGAGAAAUAAUUCUAGCUCGAAAGAGGCCAAGAGUAGUCGAAGACAAUAACAAUGUUUUUACGCCACCGCCAACAUCUGAAGUAACUAAUUCAGACCCCUAUAAUCAAAACUUGUUUCUUGCUGAAGAAGAAAUCUCAAAGCAGUCUGCUAGUGACGUAAUCUUUCCCUGGAAUAUUAUCACCUGUCCAUCACCAUUAAUAGCAAGCUAUUUUUGAGUUUUGUAGUUUAGUAUAUACAUAUAUACAUAUACAUAACUAUAUUUAAAUAAAACCAUAUAUACACAAAGCAUUCCACCUGUGCUCAUGCGAUGGUCAUGUAUAAGUUUGAUUG
This is a messenger RNA of Carica papaya (papaya), 929 nucleotides long. The record is from RefSeq and is a predicted model, not a curated record. NCBI's taxonomy places the organism in Eukaryota, Viridiplantae, Streptophyta, Magnoliopsida, Brassicales, Caricaceae.